This is a messenger RNA of Serinus canaria (Common canary), 2665 nucleotides long. It is a transcript of the gene FXYD6, whose product is annotated as FXYD domain containing ion transport regulator 6. Bases 562 to 912 code for a protein of 116 amino acids. Gene Ontology annotation, molecular function: sodium channel regulator activity. Gene Ontology annotation, biological process: regulation of sodium ion transmembrane transporter activity. The transcript has 8 exons. Gene Ontology annotation, cellular component: membrane. The record is from RefSeq and is a predicted model, not a curated record. Lineage: Eukaryota; Metazoa; Chordata; Aves; Passeriformes; Fringillidae.
GCGGUGCUCCGCAGGCUGGCAGGGCUGCGCGGAGCGGGGAGAUCCCGGAGAGCGGGGGGAUCCCGGGGAGCCGGGGGAUCCCAUUCUCGCAGCCCUUGGCAGCGCACUGGCUCCUGUUGUUCCAUGUUGUAGUAACACCGUGCGUAAACAGCCGAGCGCCUCAGCCCGGGAAGGCGUACUGAGGAAGGGAAGAGCGUGUCUCUCAGGGUGUGUAAUUAAUGCUUCCAAAGAAACGGAUUUUGGAGUCCAUGUGGUGGAACUUGGAUCUUGCAGGGAUAUUUCUGUGGGAGGGAAAGUGACAGGUGGUUUGUGUGGAUGUGAAUAAGCAGCGUGAAGAAGCAGCCUCUCGGGGAAAGCCGUGUGUGGAUUAGAAUGGAGCACCCAUUUUGGCACACCCGCAGCGCUCCAAGAUGCUGCAGGGUCCCCCUGGGAUUUUCAGUCCCGCUGGGUGGUUUUGCUCCCAGUUUGAAACAAAGACAAGCCCGGAGAAUCCCUGCUCGUGCACAACUGGACCACGGUUCCAAGGCGGAGUGAAGUGGAGAGCUGCCAGCAUGAAGUGCCAUGGCUGCCAAGCCAGGCCACCUGUGGAACCUGCUGGAGGAUAUCCUGUGCCUGCAAGCCAUGGAGGCAGCGUUCAUCUUCCUGUGUUCCCUGCUUGUGCCAGCAGCCCUGGCAGACGUGGCCACCCAGGAGAAGGAGGAGGAGGAUCCCUUUAACUAUGAUUACCAGAGCCUGAGGAUUGGGGGGCUGGUGUUCGCCGUGGUCCUGUUCACCGUGGGCAUUCUCCUCAUCCUCAGCAGGAGGUGCAGGUGCAGUUUCAAGCAGAAGCCCAGGGCUCCAGGGGACGAAGAGGCUCAGGCAGAGAACCUGAUCACCUCGAACGCAACGGCGGCACAGAAGGCAGAGAACUGAGCAGGAGCCAAUGCUAGCCAGAGACCCCAGGAGGGACACCCGGAGUGCAGAUGCCCACGGCCUGUGAGGAGACUGAGAUCCCAGCAGCAGGAACCUCUCAGGAGACGCGGGGCUGCCGUGUCCGUGUCCCCUCUGUGCUCCAGCACCAGUUCUCUGUCCCUAACCCGACUAAACUCCGCUCACUGUCCUCUGCCUUCCGUGGUGUGCAACGUUGCUGUGAGAUGAUCCUUACCUCUAGGGCUAGUUGUUGCUGGUGUUGUAAUCGUGACUUUCUCCUCACCCUCCUCGUGCUGUGCGUGUGACUCGGGCUCUGUAGGACUGGCUGCCCUUCGGGGUGCCCUCCACGCCUGGGGCUGUGGGUCAGGGACCCCCUUUCCCUGCCCAGGGCCAGCAGCACAGCCCCCCUGGCUUUGGGCAGGGCUUGGGGACUUGCAGUGCCCUGGGGACCUGCCCAGCCAUUUCAGGGCCACCCAUCCCCAUUUCAGCAAUAACCCCCUGCAUGCCCCCAGCCUGAAAACAACCAUGGUGGGGGGUGGGCCAGGCAGGGACCUCCCAUGGCUCAGCCCCCCUUGCUGGGGUCACUGGGGUGCUGGAUUCAAGGCUGAAGGGGGCUCUCCUGCCUCUCCUGCAUUGCACUCCCUGUCAGGGAGUUGUUUCUGUCCCUGGUUAGACCUGGGGCACGCUGCUUUAAGUGUGAGGCAAGGCCGUGGGGGCAGAGAAGCCCGUGAGGUCCCCAGCACGGUGACACUGUGGGUGAGGGCAGCAGCACAGCAGUGACCUCACUGACCAGCACAAACCAGCUCCUGCCCGCGAGCCAGAGCUGGGUGGGUGGCACAGUCUGAGGGCUAAAGAGAACCAGAGAUCCUGUCUGUGCUUGUCUCUGGCACAGAAGGGGUGGUGGCAUCUCCUCCUGGUGCUCCCUGCCCCUGCUGGUGCCUUGUCACUCCCUGUGCCACCUGUGUCUGUGCUGUGUGUUGUCCCGUGGUGGUUCCGUGUCACCCCCUGUGCCAGCUGUCCCCUCUCCCCAUGGAGCAGCAGCGAGUGGCACUGAGUGAUUCCUGGGGCUUUUGCACACCUGAGGCUGCACUGUGGCAACGUGCUGAGCCCAGAGGUCAUUGUCACCCUCUGUGCUCUCAUGGGUCAGAGGCAAACCUGUGAUUUUUGGCUUUUCCCCAUGUCCAUGGGCAGGUAAAACCUCGGCUGGGGCUGGGGACUGCCAGCUUGGGUGUGGCAGCAGUGGGGGGUCCCCAGGGCUUCACUGAAACCCCCCAGGGUGCCAUCCCACGCUGGGAAGGGGGUCCUGUCCCCCAGGAUGGUUUUGAGAGGAGUUUCUGCUGUGUCCUUCCCACUGUGGUGGCCCUGCCUCCAGCGUGCUCUGUGUCCCUGCAUGCUUGGCGUCACUUGGUGGCACUGGGAAGCUCUGUCCCAUCUAUGCCAGGCAGAGGGACCAUGUCUCUCGUGUUGUGUCCCUUCCCUCCGUCCUGGCUGUUGCAGAGAGCUCCUGGGCAGAGCAGACCCCAGCCCGGCCCCCGAGUGUCACGGUGUGUGUCCCGGUGCUGUCCCUAGUGUGCCGUCGGUGUUACCACGAAACAAAGAGCUCCCUGUGGUGUGUGAAAUGGCCAAACCCUGACUGUUGUAAAAUAAACUGAGCUAUUGUGUCUCCUUUUAAAUAGGCGAGUGUGCUGCUGUGCUGGAGGGCUGGUGUGCUCUGUGCUGUGACCUAAGGGGAAAGGAAUAAAAUAUCGUUUCUAUC